Molecule: messenger RNA, 5503 nt
Organism: Moneuplotes crassus
Lineage: Eukaryota; Ciliophora; Spirotrichea; Euplotida; Euplotidae
Source: the annotation of a GenBank genome assembly
UAUAAAAAUGAGUAAUACUCUGUUGAACGAAUGAAAACAAUGAAAAAUGAAAUUUGAGACUAAUGAGCAGCUUGCUAAUCAUGUCAAAAAGUUUUGUCAAAACAGUGACUACUCAAAUGUCAAUAAAAUUGAGGAUAAACUCUAAAAUCAUUGAAUAAAGGAAGACAUACCCAAUCAAUGGGAAAUAUCAACUUUGAUGAUGUCAAGAAGGGGCUUAAGAAUGGCCAAUUGAGGGGGAAUAAUUUAGAAGACCUCCGAGGUCAAUUUGAGGCAGAUAGACUUAGAUUUAAUGACAUUAAAAAGCAUGCUUUACGGAGUAAGGAAAAAGAGAAAAUAGAUGAACUACACCAACUUAAGAGGGAUAGAGAAAUGCUAUAUCAUAAAAAGAUCAAUGAUGAACAAGUCAUGGUUGAUCUUCUGAAUGAGCUCAAGAGCAGGAAAGAUAGAGAUAUCAGAGCAAGACUAGAACAGCAAGAUAUACAGAAAGCUCUUAAAGAAAUAGAGAGGGACAAAGCUUCGGCACUUGAAAGAGAUAAAAGAAGAGAACUUGAAAGAAUCGCUGCUGAAAGAGAGAAUCUUCGCUUAAGAGAAGAAUCAACCAUGGAUGAGAUCAGGAAUCUAGAAGAGAAAAUGUACGAAGAAGAGAAGAAGCUUCAAGAGCAAAAGAAUAGACUUCAAAACAAAGUUGAUAAGUCUGAAUAUAUUCAAAAUGUAAGGAAAUAAAGAAAUCGAUCUUGCAAAAAGCAGAGGAGAAGAACUUGCGAGACUCAAGCAUAAGAAAGAAUUACUUGAAGAUGACAGACAAAGAAUAAUGGAAGAUCUUGAGAAAGCCAAAAAUGGGGAUCCCUCUAUAUUAAGGAAAAAUGAAGCUUCAAGAUGGGUUGCUAAUGACAUUCUAUCUCAAGGAAAAUUAGACUUUAAAAAUCUUCAGCUUAAUGAAAGUAUGAAGAAUAAACUUGUUUCUGGCCAAGCAAAGAUUAAUAAACUCAAAGCUGAAAAGGCGAAGAUUGAAAAAGAAGCCUUUCCAAUGAUAGAUGAGCUUGAUGUUCUUGAAAAGCAAUAUGAGGAUAAAGCUUUCCAUCAAAAAGCCCAAUAUGUUGCCGAUGAUAUCGAAAUGCGAAACAUGAAGCCAGAGUUUAAAUCAGAGCAAAUGCAACUUAUGAGAAAGCAUUUAGAGAAGAAUGGUGGGCCAGAAAAUUAUAAUGCACCUGGAACUCGAGCAGAUAUCCAAAAUAAAGUACAACAAAUGAAGGAUGAAUAUUUGAAUAAUGAUGCUGUUGAUCCUGUUAUUGCUAAUAGAAUUGAAAAAUUACAGAAUUCUAUUGCAGUUGCUAAACCUCCUCAAGUAGCUCCUGCCGCAGGUCUCCCUCCUCUUGCUCCUUCGUUUAUUCCUGGAGGAGUUCCUCCACUUCCUUUACCUGGAGGAAUAGCUCCACCUGGGCCUUUGCCAGGAGGAAUAGUCCCACCAGGUCCAUUUCCUUUUGGAGGAGUGCCUCCUUUAGCAGGUGGUCCUUUCGCAGGAGGUCAUCCUCUCGGCCCAGAUGCAAAUCCAAAUAUGAAUUAUUUGAAAUCAGAAAUUGAUAAGCAAAUAGAAAACAAUAAGAGACUCGACGAAAAGUUAUCUUCCAGCAAAGGUGGAAAUGGAGGAUUUAAUAACAUCGCUGAAAGAGCAGAAGAUGAUAUUGAGAAAUUAAGGCAACAACUUCUUCCAAAUGGAUUUGGGGGAGCUACAGGAGGGGUUCUCCCUGAAGAUUUUGUGUUCAGGCAAAAUGAUUACAAGUCAGAAGAUCUUGAAGUUGAAGAAAGAGCCUUACUUGGCUUAUUCUAUGAAGAAUAUGAUCAGCUCAGAGUUCUCUCUAAACUAGGAGUAAAUUCUGAGCUUUACAGAUUUAAAAUGGAUCAGUACAAAGAAGAAAGUACUAUUAGAGGGGAAAUAGAAAAAGUUCUUCAAGAACAAAGACUUGACAAGAUUAGGAGAGAUUUUGAAAAGCAGAAAUAUGAAGACGAAAGAAAAUAUAAUCAUGAGAGAUGGCUAGAGGAUCAAAAGAGAGAAAUCUUAGCAGCUAAACUUAGAAAUAAUGCAACAAAUGCUGGAAAUCAGAGAGGAAUGGCUCGAGCUAAUUCUCAACCAGAUUUAGGCAGAUUUAAUCAGCCAAGAUCUCAGCAUGGAAUUACAGCUCAUCCUCAACCUCAGACAUCAAGAUAUGAAAAUCCAGCAACAAGAAACAGUCAUGCGAAUGGAUUUCUAAAUGGGAAUAUGACCGCUCAAAGCUUUUAAUAGUCAGGGACGUCCAGAUUAUGACAACAGAAUGCCUCUCAGUACCAGAAAUAGGGCACCAGAAUUUGUAAAUUUUGCACCUCCAAGAACAGCAAUGGAUGAUGGAAUCCCAGACACUGUUGUUAGAGAUAAUACUAAAGGACUUACUAAUAAAACUGUUGAUGGAUAUAAUCCAAAAGAUGGUGUAGGAGUGCACUUUGAUUUUGUAGCAUCACUUGAUAGGAAAUAUAGAGAUGUAAGAUUAGUCUAUGGUAUCUUCAAUUACACAAAAGUUGUCGUAUCAAACCGAGAAGUAGGAAUAAUGCAAAGCGAACCAGAUCCUACCGAUAUGUCAAGAAAUAGAAUCAAUUUCAACAAAAAGCAUAUCUUAAAAGGAGUAAAGCCACAUGCAGGAAAUAAUCUUAUUAUGGAAUUCCAGGUCAAAAGAAAAGAUACUCAACCUGAUGAGACUAGGUUUGCAUCUAUUGGGUGGACAUUAAUGAAUCUCUUUGACGCAAAUUAUGAAUUAAAUACAGGUCAAUUUCAAUGUCCUCUUUAUCAAACUCCUACCCAGCCAGAUCUAGAUAUCAGAGAUAUCCCAAAGCUUAAGAAAAUACCAAAAUCUAUGUUUUGCUUCAGAGUAGCUAUUCCUAAUGAUCCUUUGGCUAAAAUAAAGAUUCUUCCAGAUACUCAUCCUGGAAAUUAUGCAGUUCCUCGAAUUCACACUGAAAUUCUUGAUAAGCAAGCUCAUAUGAAUCGUAAAAGGGAGAUGCAAUUAACAAUGGAAAAUGCUCCUCUUCAGAAUCCUACAGAAGAAAAUAAAAGAGAUAGGGAAGCUUAUGAGUGCAGUGGAAUAAACAUCUUUGUUCAUUAUAUCAAAAAUUAUGAACCUAACUGCCUCUUAAGAAUAAAAUGCACUCUUUAUGAAGGACCCCAACUUCUUAGAGACAAUGAUGGCCAUGCAUGACAAUUUGCCACUCGAGUAGUUCAUCCAGAAGAAGCAAUUACAGCUAACCAAGAAAAUAUUGAGAAGCUGAACAAAUUUGGAGUAUAUAUUUAUAGCGAAAGAAAGUAUGGAAAGAAGGACAUCAUUGUUCCAGUGAGUGACGAUAAAUCAUUUCUCAGAGACUUCUACACAAUGCUAUGGGAUAACCAGUUCAGAAAUGACAUUUAUCUCGUAGUUGAUCUUAUGAUUAAAGAUAACCCAUAUAAAGGUGGUAAUUUUAGGAACCUUAAGGCAAAAGAACCUGAAAGUAUUAUACAUGAGUAUAGUCCAAUAGCUUCGGCUAUUAUCAAAUGAAAUAACUAUGACGGCACUAUGAGAUAUGGAUCAUAUGAAGUUCCUUUCUUCCAAUAUCCCAUAGAUAGAGCAAAUCCUAAAAAUAAUAAAGAACUCCCAUAUGUGAUUAAAGUGACAGUUGGUCAACCAGUUAACCAAGCAGAAAAUGUUCCUGGAGACCUAUUCCAUCCCCAGAAGAAUCCACAAUCCUUAUUCAGAAAGCCAGAUGAUUUCAAGGAUGAGACUGAUUUCCCUCAAAGAAAUCCAAAUGCAUAUAACCCAGAUCCAUUCAUUCCGAACCAAAAAUCUCAAAUCGAAAGCUCACUGUUUCAGCCAGAUGAUUCCUUAAUUCUAUAUGUUGAUGGGGCAAGAUUCUUACCAGAAAAUGUAUCUUUCUCCAGAGUCAUAAUAACUCUAUAUACUCAAAAAGGAAAUGAAGUAGGCAGACACAUUGUUGGAAACGCUAAUAUCCAAAAAUCAACAGGGCAGAACCCAUUUUAUGGGAUCAGAGAGGAAUUCAGUAUAAGCACUCAUCCAAAUAUGGAUCCCACAAUGGUUGCUGUCUUCAGAAUAGAAACUUUUGAUAGAGCAAAUAUGGAACAGAGAGUAGUUGGAUUUUCUUUCUUCCCAAUGUUUUUGGACAAAAACAUAAAAAGUCCAGUGAAGAAACCAAAAGAAAAGAAAUAUGUUCUUAAUAAUGGAAACUAUCAACUUCCUCUAUUCUCAGAGAAGCCAGAUCUAAAGCCUCCAAUUAAUGUUGAAGAUCUUUCUAAAAUAGAAAAACUGCCUUGUUCGACCUUGCUCAUUCGGAUAGACAAAGCUCCUAGAGGAGAAAAUGGAAAACCCUUGAAGCUCAAAGGAAUGAAAGAAGAGAAGAAAUAUGAACUAGGAGUAGUCACUAUAGCUCCAAAAUAUUCUCAAGGCCUUUAUAAUACAACUUACUGAACUGUUGGAAUCACAGAAGCAGAAAUUUUAAAAGAAAAAGCAAUGAGACCAGAUCCUCCAAUGGUCAAUGUGAUUAAAGCAACCAAGCAGAUCCUUGGAAUAAACGAUAGAACAAGUAUUCCAGAACUUAGAGUUGUGGUUGAAGAAAAAUUUGAUAGUUAUAAGACUCUUGAUUCUCUGAAGAUGCUUGACUACGAUUACUUCUCACAAUACAUUCCAAGAAUCGGACUCAGAUUUGGAAUUGAAAUGAUGUUCAAUACCGAGCCUAAACAAUUAUACCUUGCUGUUGUCAGCAUCAAUCCUCCAGCAAGCAUUUAUCAAAGAUAUCCCAGAUUUGAGAAGGCAAUUUUCUUCAGUGAUAUUGAUUUUGAUAGUCCAUGGUCAGCCCAGCGUUUUAAUGAACUCUUAUUCUCUAUGAAGAACAUGCCAUCUAAUCCUAAAACUACACUUAUUAUUGAUAUCAAGGCUGUGAGAUUUUUAAAUAAAGGCGUUGCACAAUUAGACAGUUAUGCCUGGACAUGAAUCCCUAUGUUCAAUCAAUUAGAGACUGAUGAUGAUGAGGAUACUGUCGAAUUAUAUGUAAACACUGGCAUUUAUACACUUCCACUUUUUGAAGGCCCAGUUAUUGCAGAUUUCAUUAACACAGUAGCAAAACAAUUUAACCCUUACGAUUAUAUACUCAGGCAGCUGGAAUCAGAAGUCCCUCCUAUCAGGAUAAAGGAUAAUAAUGGAGUCAUUAUAAAAAUGGUAGAUAAUCAACGAGACGGCCACUUAAAAGAAAAAGUCGGUCCUAACAUGUCAUCCUUAAAGUACAUCCCUGAAGACAAGAAAGAAGCUUAUGUCUACGAUUUCCAAGUGGAAAAUGAACUUAAAAGAGCUCCUAAAAUUUCAAAACUACUACCAAAAGGUAAAAAGGUAAAGAAAAUGAAAGAAGAACUUAUUGACAUCCUAAAGUCAGAGUACUCAGGAGUUAUGGAAGCAGGAUUUUAAUAAAUUAAAUAUACUCUCUUAUUCAAGCUCCC